Molecule: messenger RNA, 1787 nt
Organism: Sesamum indicum (sesame)
Lineage: Eukaryota; Viridiplantae; Streptophyta; Magnoliopsida; Lamiales; Pedaliaceae
Product: putative polygalacturonase At1g80170
Biological process (GO): carbohydrate metabolic process
Molecular function (GO): polygalacturonase activity
Source: RefSeq, a predicted model, not a curated record
GUAAAUUAAACGUCAGAACAAAAGAAGUCUUCCUAAAACUGUCUAAAAAGUUACUUAGCCAGAAAAUGAGAUCUUCUUCUUCUUCAUAUGCUUUUUCUUGUUCUCUGAAAUGUUCUUUUCUUCACAUACUGUACAGCAGCAUCUAUAAUUUGCUCCUGAGUACCGCCACUGUGAAUGGAUUUACUGUCACUGAGAAUGGUUUUAGCCAGUUGAUUGAGCUCCCAGUUCCCAGAAAUGGGCUCUACAGCAACACUUCCACCAGGUGGUCAAGAACUGCUGUUCUUAGCAUUGAUGACUUUGGAGCUAAAGGGGAUGGAUUCAGUGAUGACACCAAGAGUUUCCAAGAUGUUUGGAAGGUAGCCUGUUCUUCACCCUCACGAGCUAAAAUUGUAAUUCCUGUGGAUAAGUUUUACCUUGUCCGACCAACUGAUUUUACCGGCCCAUGCCGAUCAAAGGUGACCUUGAGUGUUUCUGGUUUUAUUGUUGCACCCCGAGAUCCUGAAGUCUGGGACGGCUUGAACAUACGUAAAUGGCUCUAUUUUCAUCAGGUGAAACACCUGAAAAUAGAAGGAGGUGGAAUAAUUGACGGGAUGGGCUGGGAAUGGUGGUCCAGAUCAUGCAAGAAAAAUGAUUCAAAUCCUUGCACGCAGGCCCCAGCGGCUGUUACUUUCCAUAGAUGCAAGAACUUGAAACUGAGGAAUAUUACUUUGUUUAACGGUCAACAACUGCAUAUGGCUUUUACCCACUGUAAUCGUGUUGCUGCUUCUCAUGUCACGGUUAUAGCACCCGCUGAUAGCCCUAACAUGGACGGAAUCCACAUAAGUGCAUCAACACGUGUUGAGCUCAAGGAUAUCAUUAUAACCACAGGAGACGACUGCAUAUCUGUAGUGAGUAAUUCUUCUCGGAUUAGCGUAAAAAAUGUUGUCUGUGGGCCAGGCAAUGGUAUAAGGUACCACAUUUUUCCUCUCGACCUUGAACCAUGCUCUUGCAAAUUGGUAGCUAACAAUGGUGGUUUUGGCAGUAUUGGGAGUUUGGGAAAAUACAACUCAUCUGCUUCAGUGCAGGAUGUUAUUGUUAGCGGAGCAGCUUUGUUUGAUUCGGAGAAUGGUGUGAGGAUCAAAACAUGGCAGGGAGGCAGCGGUUUUGCCAGGAACAUUACAUUUGAGAACAUAUGGAUGCGAAAUGUCUCGAACCCUAUUGUAAUAGAUCAAUAUUACUGUGCAUCUCCUGAGACAUGUGGAAACCAGACUGCAGCAGUCAGCAUCGACAGGAUAUAUUUCCGCAACAUCAAAGGGACUUCAGCAACAGAGAAAGCUAUCAGAUUUGCAUGCAGUGAUAGCUAUCCAUGCAAAAGAUUGUACCUGGAAAAUAUUCAACUCACAACCUCAUCUGGAAUUGCGGCAAAGUCAUUCUGCUGGAAAGCAUACGGCACAAGCACAGGUCUGGUAUAUCCCCCAUCUUGCAUUUUGUCAGGUGAGAUAAUCAUUCGGUACAGAGUUAAGUCCAACUCAACAGGUUGGAGGAGAGAUGAUUAUGCUGUGUUUUAAGCGAAGAAUCCACAAAAUGGGUGACGUUUGUUUCCUUGCAUCCUUUGAGUAUAUUACCCUCAAAUACAAGUUGAUUCUUGAUGUUUGGUGAUAUAAGGUGUGUUUUAGGCUCUAAUAGUUCUUGGAAGUUCCUUUUUUACAGGUUUGUUUCGACUUUUAUUGCACAUAGUCAAACCUUGUACCUGCUAAAUUGGUUGUCCUUGAUUUUUAGAAUAGUGUCUAAGCGGAAGCUGCAUUUUU